Messenger RNA from Aureobasidium vineae, 1311 nucleotides. The record is from the annotation of a GenBank genome assembly. NCBI's taxonomy places the organism in Eukaryota, Fungi, Ascomycota, Dothideomycetes, Dothideales, Saccotheciaceae.
AUGGCCAUUCCGACCAGUACAAAGGAAGACAAGGCUGCUAUGCCACCACCUUUGGCUCCCCUGAGUCGCACUCAAUCCAUUCGCACCCGACCAACACCUCAGCCUUCGUCGUCUACUACCGCUACCUCUACGAGGUCAGGAAUGGUCGCUCCCUCGCGAUCGCUGUCAACUCGAGCACCCACCUCUUCCAUAACCACCGCCCCGAAACCGCGCGUCGUGUCGCAUUCCCGAACAGCCAGUACCUCGACCCUCGUAGCGUCGAGCACUGGUGACUCGACCCUGAAGCGUUCUAGUACCAUCACUCCAUCCUCGAGACAUGUUCGGUCGCAGAGUUCGACAACCACAGGUCUCCAUUCUAGACUUGCUACUCCUUCCACACCAUCAACUCCAACCUCGACCAAGAGCAGCGCAGAGCCCGUCAAGCCUGCUAUCAGACGUCUGGUUCGACCAGGCAUUACGUCGAGUGUCCCCAAUCUCGAGCCCUCUACCUCGAGGCCGGCAUUCAACACACUGCAACAACACUACAGCCCUGCCAAAACGACUCUGCCCAAGCCGCCUGUACCCUCAUUACGAGCUGUGCCAUCUGCAGAAGAAAAGGCUGUCCAGUCGGGUGCCGUCUUUGAGACGACAAAACUACAAUCUGAACUAUUGUACCUUUCGAUACUGCACGAAUCAGCCGAGCCAAAUUUCCGAAGCUACGAGAAGAGUGCCAGGAAAGCACUUCAAGCAGAAUUCGAGGCAACACAAGAUGAGGUGGGACAAAUACGAGAGCAGGAGCAGAUAUUCCAAGAACAAGGGAAUCUGGCUGCUAUAGCAGAUUGGUUGGGUGUGCAGNGAGCCCAUGCAAGCCCCGAAGCGGCAGAAAUGAUACAAAGUCUGAGUGGCUGCUUCAACGAAGUCAUGGUGCUGUCUUCUCCAGAAAGCAAAUAUACGGCGCUCGUACAAAGCUUCUCGGAAUGGGCAGCCGAAGCCACUGAGCAGGACAGGGCGCAUAUCUUCUCAGGACCUCUGCCGCAAGACUGGCAUCACACGCAUGCUUCUAUCACACAACGGCUCCGACUAGUGGAGCGAGAGGUCGAGAUGCUGCCGUCGGCACUUCCACGGAUAGGUGAAGACGCAGAAUCAUCGUUGUCUGUCAUGCUCAAAUGCUUGAAGGACUUGGUCUUGGGCAUGAAAGAGGAGCUGGAAGCCAUGGUGCGGCUGGAGCAGCAGGUGGUGAGCACCGAGAAGCAGCGUGUGAGCAAUGCUGUGGCUGGACUAUCCAUGGAUGCUCUAUUGCAGAGCUCAGAAGAGUGGACGGCGGCUUGGUAG